Messenger RNA from Penicillium antarcticum, 1596 nucleotides. It is a transcript of the gene smp3, whose product is annotated as glycosylphosphatidylinositol-alpha 1,2 mannosyltransferase smp3. Lineage: Eukaryota; Fungi; Ascomycota; Eurotiomycetes; Eurotiales; Aspergillaceae. Gene Ontology annotation, cellular component: endoplasmic reticulum membrane. The record is from RefSeq and is a predicted model, not a curated record. Gene Ontology annotation, biological process: GPI anchor biosynthetic process. Gene Ontology annotation, molecular function: alpha-1,2-mannosyltransferase activity. The coding region runs from base 1 to 1596 and encodes 531 amino acids. The transcript has 4 exons.
AUGUGGCGAAGAACCUACCUUUUGUUACUCGUGAUUCGCGUCUAUUUUGCGCUCUCGCCCAGCUAUCUCCAUCCAGAUGAGAAUUUCCAAGGCCCAGAGGUAGUCGCAGGUCGCAUAUUCUCAUGCCCGUCGAAAUUACCAUGGGAGUUCACUGUGGAACAUCCUAUUCGCAGCAUAUUCCCAUUAUGGGCGACUUAUGAGCUGCCGAUGAGCCUGUUGAAAUGGUUCUAUACUGAGAUCGGCUCCGGCAGCCCACCACCACAACUGGUCUACUAUGCGCUGCGCGGAGGAAUGUUCCUUUUGAAUUUUGUGCUGGAAGACUGGGCGAUCUACGAGCUAGUGCCCUCUCCGCGUCAUCGGCGUGCGACGGUGGUGCUGGUGGCCUCGUCGUAUGUCACCUGGACAUAUCAGACGCACACCUUCUCCAACUCCCUCGAGACCCUGCUGGUUGCCUGGGGGUUGGUUCUGAUUCGGCGCAUUGUCGAGAAUAAGAAGCGCUCCUCCGUCUUCGCCCAUGUUGUGCUCGCCUUUAUCGCCGUCGUGGGCGUCUUCAACCGCAUCACCUUCCCGGCUUUCCUUUUGGUUCCGGGCCUACAAUUGCUGCCUCACUUCCAGCGCAAACCUACCUCCCUCCUCGCCUUUGUCGCCGCCGGCCUCCUCUUUGCGACAGUAGCUGUCUUCACAGACACCACCUUCUACCGACCAACAGCAACCCUCCUCUCAUUCCUCCGCGACCCAAUAAUAACACCACUAAACAAUCUCCUCUACAACACCGACACCGCAAACCUAGCAGUCCAUGGCCUUCACCCCCACCACCAACACUUCACAGCAAACCUACUCCAACUCCUCGGCCCAGCCUACAUAGCAAUGAUAUUCUCGCUCUUCAGCUACCCGCUCGUGCCAUCCUGGAUGCGCAACAUGCGCGCCGUCUCCGCUCUCUCAGCAACGAUGCUCCUCUCCCUCUUUCCCCACCAAGAACCACGCUUCCUCCUCCCCUGCGUGCCACUCCUCCUAAGCUGCGUGCGCAUGCGGCGCUCCCGCCUCUUCCUCGCAAUAUGGGUCCUCUUCAACGCAGCAAUGGGUUUUCUAAUGGGCGUCUACCACCAAGGCGGCGUGGUCCCAACCCAGCUAGCAAUGCGCAACAUCGUCUCAGCAAGCACAGGCCCCUACACCCCCGACGCAACAGUCUUCUGGUGGAAAACCUACUCACCACCAUUAUGGCUGCUCGGACCAGACACAGACACCGACGGAAAUAACACAACUGAGAUCCUCACACAGGAUCUAAUGGGAAUACCAGGCCUGGAAAUGAUCAACCAGCUCGACGAAGCAGUCCCAAGCUGUUCCUCUUCUUCCGCAUCAACAAUAUUCCUCGUCGCACCCACAUCAGCCGAGUUCCUAGAUGCAUACGCUCUCGCAUCGUCUACAUCUACGUCAGACCAAGCCCGUGAUAUAAAACUGCACCCAGUAUGGUCCUACCGACAACAUCUAAACCUAGAUGACCUAGACUUCGCCGAGGAUGGAAUCCUACCAACUCUCAAGCGUGUUAUUGGACGUCGCGGAUUGGGCGUCUGGGCUGUUCGCCGAUCUUGCAAAUAG